GACUAAAUAUUGUGCCGAUAUUGAAAUUAUUAUAAAAUUACUAUUUAUGGCUUAAUAUCUUUAAUGAUACAACUUUUAAAGUACUUUUAAAUGUAAAAUAACUUUAGUUCUAUCCUAAUUUUGAUUGGAAUUGAUUUCUCAAGAACUAACAAAAGCACCGAAUUUAUAGCCAACAAUUAACAAAACGAGUGCUCGGAGCAACAUCACUAAAGCGAAUGAAUGUGUUUGAUCUUUUAUUGAGCAGUGAUUGUUUACAAUAAAUAUUGUAUUAAAAUGGCAGAUAGUACACCACAACAUUGGUCUUAUGAUUUACUAAAAAACAUUGCGGCGCAAGAACUGUCUUCACCAGAUUAUGUGACUGAACUAAAAUCCAUGUUUUUAAAUGGCAUUAAUUCCCCACGUCGCUACGAAUGCAUUAGAACCAUGGCUGAUUUAAUUGACUGUCUUGAACGGCGCGAUGUUAUCAAUGAACAAAAUGUAGAGCCGCUUCGCAGCCUAGGAUAUAAACGACUCGACGAUGCUAUUGAUAGUUAUAUUCCUCCACAGAAAGAGCCUGAAGGUACCAAUCAAUAUCAUUAUAUGCAUCUGGCCAACGAAUUGUCCAAUAAACUAACAAUUAAUGGCCACAACACACCGUCACAGCACAGCAGCAUUGCCUACGAUAAUAUGCGACGGUCUGCAUCGUUAGAAACUGCAUCAUUGACAACAUCUUCAUCUGGAUUAAAUAAUUCCAACAUUCAUCCAUAUGUUUUAACUGAGAAUAAACGUGCUGCCAUUUAUAAAAUGCUCUCCCAAUACUUAGGUACGCAUUGGCGAAUGUUCGGCCGUGAAUUGGGAUUGCGUGAAGGAAUGAUGGAUGAAAUCGAGUUGCAGUAUCCUCGCGACCUGACUACACGUGUUUACAAAGUGUUGAAAUUAUUUGAAGAGGAUGAUUGCAAUGAUCCAAAAAUGCAUUUACGUAUGAUAAAAGAUGCCUUGGACCGAACUCGCCGAAAAGACUUACGUCGCAAAAUUGAUGACAUCUUGUCGUACUGAUUAUUUGUGAUAAAAUUACUAUAAAAAUAUACAAUACCAAAUACCAAAUAUUUUUUGUAAAUAGUUCUUUAUGUAUAUGUAUGUAUGUAUAAUUAAUUUGUAUGUAUAUAUUUUGCAUUAAAUGAACAAUUGAAGACGCCACUUCCGUUGUGGUUUUUUAAACGAUAUUAACUUGCAAUAAAAUUGCUUAAUCAGGGUCGGAUUACCUAAUGUGUCAUUGAAACCAUGUGAAAAAAAUUGAGGUAAGACCAAUUUCGUGGGAAAUCCAUAAAUGAUUAGUAACACAUGACGAUCUGGUGGUGUUUCUGUACCUUGGUAAUGAUCGUGGUCGUAUGCGGAAUGGAGUAUAGACUAUCAAAAUGAAUGCCCAAAAUUAAGUUAUUGACUGUCGGAAUUUUAGUCAUCGACAAAAAUUUCGAGGUCUACUCUGUAUUUCCUCGAAUAGUUUGUAAUUUGGUUGCUGCAGAUCUAGCAGUGGAGAGAUUUAGGCGCCUUUCAACGAAUAGGCGAUUCCAGUACCUGACGUCAACUUCAGGCGAGUCAUAAACGUAUGAGCUAAUGGCAAUUCCCUCUAGUGGUAACUUUUUUCGAGAUAUAGGAAAAAACAGUAGACCGUAAAAUAGUACAGAUGAUUUACGACGGUUCAGAUAAUUCAUGGUCCAUCUUCCCGUUGCGUUGCGUAAUAGACUGAGCCUCAAAAUUAUUUGACAAACCUACCAGUAUAUAUUAAGAUAAAUCGAAGAAUUGAAACAGAAAUAUAUGUUUUAUCAAAUUUAUUAGUUUAAUUCCAUAUCGUUUACAUUAUAACACGCAUAGGAUUCGAUACUGACUACAAUUGUAUGCGAACCAGGCCGUUUCCAGUAAAUAAUGACGAUAGACGUUUUCGUUUCUUUAAAGUUUCAAGUUUGAUACACAUUUAGCUGAAAGACCUGCUUUGCAGUCUCAACACUUCUUAUUUUUUUUUUUUUU
Messenger RNA from Bactrocera dorsalis (oriental fruit fly), 2004 nucleotides. RefSeq names its product fas-associated death domain protein (gene Fadd). The coding region runs from base 274 to 1035 and encodes 253 amino acids. The record is from RefSeq and is a predicted model, not a curated record. Gene Ontology annotation, molecular function: protein binding. The transcript is spliced from 2 exons. Gene Ontology annotation, biological process: signal transduction. NCBI's taxonomy places the organism in Eukaryota, Metazoa, Arthropoda, Insecta, Diptera, Tephritidae.